CAAGCUGUGUAAGGGGUGACUGGAAACACGAUAGUAGAAGGUUUCUCUCUCUAUUUGGAGGCGCAACACGGCGCUGUAUAUUACUGACACGCUGGAUUGGCCGCGUCAUUUGUAAAUUCACGCCGACAUGGCGUCGGCUUAUGGCCAACGUAACUGGCUGGAGCCGUCUUGGGAUGAUGACCAAGUAGGCACGCUUUCCUCGCUAGAGAGGCGGCAGCGCAAGGCCGCGGAGAAGCAGGACGUUCUAGCAUUUUAUAGCUCGCUAGGUUUCCUCUUCUUCAUUAUCACUGGACUUUUGUUAUGGAGCGAAAUUUAUGCAUGCGCGACAGCGCCCGCGCGUGCUCUUACUGGUGCCUUCUUGCUUGAACUAUGGAAGAGUGGCGGAAUUGCUUACGCCCAGCUUCGGAGUCUCUACACACACGUUGGGCACCUAGCAUGGACGAUAGCAGCGGUGGUCUACGGGCCUGACUUUCCAAAGAGAGGCGUCACCGUGACCGCCGUUGUAGCAAAGCUCCUCGAAAAGGGCCUAUACUAUCUUGCCUUUUUUCUGUCGGGUAUGCUCUUGUACUCCACACUCCCACGCGUGGCCCACGCACCCUUCCGCGUGGCCACCUUUAGCACCGUGGCAGCCGGCGUGCUCUUCGGCGCGCCACCGCUGUACGCGCUGGUGACGUCACACCUCUGCCGUACCUGCGGCCCGGAGCCUGUCGUACUCCUAGCCCUGCUCUUUGGCGCAGUCAUGUGUUGGGCAUCCUUGCACAUGACGAGCAGCAUCUGCGGCAUGCUGGCGGCAGGGGCAUCGCCGCACUCGUCGGCAAGGCACCGACAGGCGGCGGCACGUCGGGCCGGUGCAGCAGCGGCGCCAGCCGCUCUGGCCGGACCCGCUGCCGCCGCCGCCGCUGCUGCAGCCUCCGCUGUCGGAGGCGGGUCGGGUGGCUUUAAGCGCGGAUCUGUUGGCGCCCAACAGCCGGGUAGCAGCCGAACGUCGUCGUCCGGUCGCGGUAGCGGCAGUAGCGGCACGGCGGGAGCAGCCAGCGGCUGUGACGGCGGUGGGCCGCUGCCCGCCGGUCGGGCGCGGUCCUUUUCCAGCAUGUCUGGCACGUCCAUCUCGGGAGGUGUGUUGGGACAGUGCUUUUUGGGCGUGUUCGGGGCGGCUGGUGGGGACGCCAUCGGUGUGCAGGCCUCCGCUCGCAGCCUCAGUGGCAUAGCAGCAGCAGGAACAGCAGCAGCAGCUGGCUCCGGCGGCGGUAGCAGCAGCAAUACCUUAGACCCCUCCUCCGCGGCAUAUCCGUAUACAAGACCCGGGACGCCAGGAGGGGGCAUGGCAGCAGCAGCAGCAGGACAAUCUCUGGGCUCGCAGCUACCAUUAUCUAGCACAAUGGAUUCCUUGGGCGGCUCCGCUGCUGCCGUUUCUGGCCUUGUACGAAGCGGAUCGAGCGGAGUCAGCCUCCCCCCUGGCGCUUAUGGCGGAGGCGGCAACGCGCCUGCAGGAGCAGCAGCAGCAGCAGCGGCGACGACCAAGGGUCAUACUAACACGAAUAGCAAGCAGCAGCAGCAGCGCCAACCGUGUCCUGGGGGGACGGGAGGGACGGGCGAGGGGCUUGGGGCAUCCGGCAAGGCUAGCAAGCAGUCCUCUGCAGUGCCUUCCACGCCGCCGACUAGCAGCACUAGCGGCGUCGGCGGCGUGGGGGCGGGUAGCGGCAGUAGCAGCAGCAAACAAGGAGCCAAAUCAGCUGAUCCUUCUGUAACGUCCGCUGCUGCAGCGGCGGCGGCGGCUCCUGUCUUUAAGAAGAAGAGCGGCGGUGCCACAACCGCUCCUGCCGUCGUCGCUGCUGCACCCAGCGGCACCUCCCGUUACCCCUCAACCUCUGCGCCCGCCAGCGCUUCAGCAGCUGCAGCCGCUGCGGCUGCUGCCAAGCCUAGGAACCCCGAUGCAGGUGGGGUCAAGGCAGGCGCCGCCACCGCUGCCACCACAUGCUCCUCAGCUGCCGGUGGCAAACCUGCAGGCGCUUCCAGUGCGGCGGCUGCUAGCGGCGGCGGAGGCCUCUUUGCCCGCCUCACCGCCACCGUCACCUCCGCCGCCAGUGUCGCUCCGGUGCUCUCGGGUCGCGCUGGUAAGAAGCCUGCGACGGCCGCAGCGACAACCGCCGCAGCGGCCGCAGCAGCCGCAGCAGCAGUUCGGAAACCGCCACCGCCGCCGCCACCACCGCCCCAGCAGCCGCCACCGCAUUACAUCAUAGUUCCACCGCCCCCGCCUCCGCCGCCACGAAAGUCUCCGCCGCCGCCUCCGCCGCCACCGGCUGCAGCGGCCACAGCAGCAGCGAUGGAGCCUCCCUCGCUUCCUGCCGCCACCACCACCACCGCAGCAUCUGGGGCCCCAGCCUCGGCCUCGGCUCCCGCCUCCGCACACGCGGGUCAGCAGCCGGUUCGUAACGCCUGGUUAAACCCCAAUCCCGUUAUCAAGCAAGCCACGGGUGUGGCCAAGGGCCCAAAAGGCGCUGCCGCCAACGCGAGGCCGACCACCCCAGCCACCGCCCCCGGCUCCCGCGGGGGCUCCAGCGGCGGCGCACCCGCCGCCUCGUCCAGCCCGCCGCUGCACCAUCCGCCGCCGCCACCCCCGCCGCCGCCGCGGGGCUCCCCCGCCGGCAUCUCCGCCGGCAGUCUCACGUCCGCCGACCCGCCCAUACUGACGCCGCGAAGCUCGGGUGCUGCGACUGCUUCUCCAGUGUUUGCGGAUCCGGUGGCAUCCCCGCCGCCGCUGAGCGGCGCCGCCGCCGUCGGCGACCCCUUUGGCGCCUUCCUGCCUCCUCCGUUGCCGUUGCACCAGCAGCAUCAACCACCGCAGCAGCAUGCGUCGCAGUUCCCGAUCAGCGGCGGCGUCGGUUCCGAGCAUGUAGUGACGGUUGUAGCGGGCAGUAAUGCGGGUCUGAUGGGUCCGCUGAUCGCACACAAGCACGCGUCAGGGGAUCUGGAUAUCUCCUCCGUCGCCGCCAACUACCGUCCGUACAAUUGCACCUCCUCCGCAACCGUCACCGCCUUCACCGCUGACCCAGAUUCCGAGUCCUUUUCCUUCUUCUCCACCCCGCCGCCGGUCAUCUCCGAUGCCGGCCCAGAUGCCCUUGCCACCGGCACCGCCAACCCCGCCGCCGUUGCCAAUUCCGUUGACACAACCGACGCUGCCGUACACACCGCACAGAUGCUGUACAACGCCUACGGCGCCAGCGCCUUUGCAACCCUGCCGUCCCUCGUGGGCGACCCAGUCUGGAGCCCCGACGUCCCCACCAUGUUUGGCUGUACGGCAGGAGGCCCCGGCGCCCUGGCAGCGACCCGCGGGCCCCGAGUGCCGCCCCCAGGCUUCCCGAGCCAUGCUUACGGUGGCGCCUUCGCCACCGGGCCCCUCCCGGGCUCCGCUUGGACGCACCACCACCCGCAUCCCGCCUCCGCCGUGCCAACCGCGGCAGCAGCAGCCGCCGCGGAUGAAGUCCCCGGCGCCGACUCGUUGCCGCUGCCGACGGACAGCGGCGUGCUGGCGGCACUCGGCUUCGUGGACGACCUUAACACCCCCGGCAACAGCAACAGCACCCCCGGCGACAACAACAGCAGCAGCGGCGGGGGGGAGGACGGCGCGGGGUCCUGUGCCAUUUGCUGGUCGGCGCCUCGGCAGGUGGGGUUCCUACAUGGCAAGACCAGCCACCUGUGCGUGUGCCGGCGCUGCGCCUCGCAGUUGCGGGAGGGCGUGCACCGCUGCCCCAUGUGUCGUCAGCUCAUCGAACGCAUCAUUGACAUCUUCUAGGGUGGCAGCGCUUCUGCCCCCCUAGAAGAGGCAGUGCAGGCGGUGCUGGGCUGGCUAGGUGGGUGGCAGCAGCAGGGCGGCAGCGCCUGUGUUGUAAGCUAGUGUGCAGCUGGCGGCGGCGGCGGAGGAGGAGAAGGAGGGCUUGGAAGCAGCGGAGGACAUAGGGCUUUGGGCUUUGGGACUGGUGGUGUCGGUUUGUGCGGGGAGAGGGAACAGGCUGAAGUCAGCUGGCGGUGUAGCGUGCAAACAGCGGGAAAUGGACUCACGAAUGGGGUACGACACAUCACGUGUGACUGUGGGAUGCCGUACACCCGAAGUGGCGCGUUUUUCCAUAUGCUGGGGUAAGGCAGAGGAGCUGUUUGGGAUCCGCGCAGGGCGAAUAUAGUGGGCAGGCAGGCAGACAUAGCCGCGAAGUGCACGACGAGGGCACGACGAGGCUGGCGGCGGAGUUGGGGGUCGAGGGGCAGCGAUUGACAGCGGGUGCGUUUUUGGUCCUGCUUAGGCUAAUGGCUGAGGCAUUGGUGGUGACGCCGAGAGGCAUAAGGCCCUGGAAGGCGCGGGGCGGGGUUGCAUGUGGUUUAGGAUUUAAGUCGGAAGGCAAGCGGAGUGGCGACAUGGGGAGGGGUUGGAAACCGGGGGGGGGUCCCAGGGGUUGCGUCGUUGUCAUGGCUUCCCAAGCGGCGGUGCCCGGGACUGAAGCGGCGCUGUAAGAUCCGGCCACUUUGGUGGUAUGUCUGAAGGUGUGCAGAGCAACGGUGUAACCCCCCCAAGGUUAAGCCAACCCAGAGAGCAGACGUGCUUCCAUGCUCACUCUCGCGCACAUGCACGUAACAUUGUCGUACUCUUCACAUGUCGCUGUGUUUGCCCCCGUUGUCCGCUGUUGCUUGUCCCCCCGCUGUGCUAGUGUCGCGGGUGGUGGUGGUGGUGGUGGGUGCGAACCAGCGGCAUGGGCAUGGGGUGCAGGGAUGAGGAGGUGCCGUAUGGAGGGGGGAGGGGGCAAACGAUUGCAUGCGACGUUGCGAGUUGUUAAACGUGGGUGCACUGGUGGCACGGUGGACUGCGGGUGCUGGGCGGGUGCUUCCCGGGCCUUUCCUGAUCUUUGAUGUCGACCUGCACGUGCCGUGUUCCCGCCUCGGCAACGCAUGGUCGGUAGAUUCGCUCCAGUAGCGGCAGCAGCUGGCGCCGCCUGGCGUCGCUGAACGCCGAGGCUGGCUAGGGCGGUGGUAAUGUACGGCGGUAGUGGUGGUAAGCACUAGAGUGAUGGUAAAACCGGGCAAGAGGACUUCAAAUGUGACUCAUAUGUCUCUCAUGGCACAGGUACCGUACCCUUAUGCAGUUGCCGUUAUAUAACUAUAACUGACGUACGCGCGUUCGCUGCUGUCAUCGUUCGCUGGUGAGCGGGCAGGCUUGCAUGUUCGCUCCGCGCGCCUGUGUGCGGCUGGUCGCCCGCCGGUAACCGGCAAUGUGCUUUGUGUUGGGUUGCCGCUGUCAUACGGAGGAGGAGCUGUGUGCGUCUGUUUCCUUAUUCGGAGUAUUCUGGCGGUUGCGAUGCAGGUGCUACGUGGCGCGACACGCCGGGAAGGGGGCUUGGCAGAAGGAAGGACGUGCAAACGUUUGCAGAAACAUAGACGCGUGUGUGUGUAUUGUUGCAAGUAAAACACAAAACCUCCCACCGGCGUCGUCCCGUGUUUUGAAGCCGCCGGCACAUACUCUUCAUAUUCUUUUCCGAUGCUUUCCGCGCUUCUCACAAACGCGUGGGAAGCAUCGCUUGUUCGCUACACAUGUUCGUAGGCAAGGUUGGGUAUCGCAGGUAGAUGUCGGUACAGCACGACACUCGGUUAUGCUCUGUUGUUGUGAGUCGUGGGUGGACGGAGGGCAAACCGUGACAGGCUGGGUGGGUAUUUCAUGAGGGGAAGCGGGUAUGGAGUGGUGGUGGAUUGAGGAAUGGUGUUGGAUUGCCGUUCCUGUGUAUUGAUAUGUGGGAGAGGAGGGACCCUCAUGCACCAAGGCAACCCUCUCUCCUGAACAAUUGGUAUUCCUUAGCAGCGUUUCCAAACAUAGGGAAACCGAGUACACCCUAACUCCUUUGUUACUAAUAGCUAACGGAUUUGGCUACACGUAAGUAUACAAAAUGCGGUAGUGUGUGUGGUUUAGCCGGUUGUUGCUUGGGGUGUGUGGGCCGCUUGCGCAAGGCAAGGGACGACCCCAAUGUCGCGGGAUUGAGUUAGGUUUGAAGGAGUUAUGAAGAAGUUAUGACAGACAGAAAGGCACGAGGGAAGACAAGGGAGGGAUGUGCAAGGACUUGCCGGGCCGUAUUGGUUGGGUAGGCAGGUGGUAGUGCGCACGUGUUAGAAAUGUGUUCAUAAGAUCAUAUAUCAUGUUGAGCCUUCCCACGAACAAGGGUG
Molecule: messenger RNA, 6198 nt
Organism: Astrephomene gubernaculifera
Lineage: Eukaryota; Viridiplantae; Chlorophyta; Chlorophyceae; Chlamydomonadales; Astrephomenaceae
Source: the annotation of a GenBank genome assembly